Messenger RNA from Epinephelus fuscoguttatus (brown-marbled grouper), 2494 nucleotides. It is a transcript of the gene tpte, whose product is annotated as transmembrane phosphatase with tensin homology. The transcript is spliced from 19 exons. Lineage: Eukaryota; Metazoa; Chordata; Actinopteri; Perciformes; Serranidae. Gene Ontology annotation, molecular function: monoatomic ion channel activity; protein tyrosine phosphatase activity; phosphatidylinositol-3,4,5-trisphosphate 3-phosphatase activity. Gene Ontology annotation, biological process: protein dephosphorylation; transmembrane transport; monoatomic ion transport. Bases 557 to 2092 code for a protein of 511 amino acids. Gene Ontology annotation, cellular component: membrane; cytosol. The record is from RefSeq and is a predicted model, not a curated record.
ACCAGAUGUUGCAGAAAGGAGGGAGAUGUGAGAUGGCUGCAGCAGCCUGUUGACUCAGAAACAUUUUGAGACGAUACAAGUGGGCACAGCAGCUGUGCGCUGCACGGAGAGGUUAUGGUCAGACUCGGUCAGUUUUCGUGUGAAUGAGCGGUUGUGAGACGGAAGGAUGACUAAAGAGUAACGGAGGAAGAAAAGAGGGCCGAGCGUUUUUCACUGAGCUCCAGGAAGUCCCAAACCGCUACGUUUGCAGAAACGCAGAGGAAUAGUGGAUGGACUGAAAGAAAAAAAAAUCUACCCGGUUAACCUUUGAACCGUCUUCCUUUGUCCUCGCAAGAAGUCACAAGACUAACUCCCGUAUAAUAUCACGAAUGACAGCCCUAACGGUGAGCAGGCGGUGAGAGUUUCGAGACUUUUUGGGGAUUAAUUUGUUUCCAUCGGGUAAACAAACAGUCUGUGAGGAGAAGAGGGGACUGUGGGAAGGUGCUUGGCCCAGAGGAGCUGAAAAGCGGGUGAAACCACACGUUCAGAACAAAGCCAGAAGGAAGACACACACACCAUGUCCUCUGUCCAUUUCAAUCCAGGGUCAGAUUCAGGUGUGAAUGGAAACAUAGCAAAGAUGGAGGAUGCUUCAGUGGAGAUUGACGAUGGAAAGGAUGACAGUGUGGUACCAGACACUAUGUAUCACAAUAUCCGGAAGAAGAUUGAACCCUUUGUUAUGUCUUUUGGAUUUCGUGUAUUUGGAGUGGUACUGAUCCUUGUGGACUUUGUGCUGGUGAUUGUGGACCUGUCCCUGCCAGCCAAGAGCAGAGAUGUUGGAGAUGCCUUAGAGGCUGUGUCCCUCAUCAUCUCCUUUUUCUUCCUCGCUGACGUCCUCCUGCGAGUUUAUGUGCAAGGGUUCAGAGUUUACUUCAGCUCCAAGCUGAACAUCGUAGAUGCCUGUGUUGUGGUAAUCACGCUGGUGGUCACCAUGAUCUACACCUUCACUGACCUGUCAGGAGCCAGUCUCAUCCCCAGGGUGGUGUCGUUUUUCCGUUUCCUGAGAAUAAUAAUCCUGGUGAGGGUUUUCAGACUGGCAGCUCAGAGGAAAGAGCUGGAGAAGGUCACCAGGAGGAUGGUUUCUGAGAACAAGCGGCGUUAUCAGAAGGAUGGAUUUGACCUUGACCUAACCUAUGUCACAGACCGUGUCAUCGCCAUGUCUUUCCCCUCCUCUGGGAAGCAGUCAUUCUACAGGAAUCCAAUCAGGGAGGUGGCCAGGUUCUUAGACACUAAACAUGAAGGCCACUAUAAAGUUUACAACCUGUGCAGUGAGAAAGGCUACGACCCCCAGUUCUUCCACUACAAGGUUGAGCGGGUGUUCAUUGAUGACCACAAUGUCCCCUCCUUGGAGGACAUGCUGAAAUACACAGCAAAUGUGAGGGACUGGAUGUCUGCUGAUCCCAAAAACAUCAUCGCUAUUCACUGUAAAGGAGGGAAAGGACGCACAGGUACUAUGGUAUGCACCUGGUUAAUAGACAGUGACCAGUUUGAGAGCGCACAGGACAGUCUGGAGUAUUUUGGUGAGAGGAGGACGGACAAGAGUCGGAGCUCCAAGUUUCAGGGAGUGGAGACUCCCUCCCAGAGCCGGUACGUGGGGUACUAUGAGGUCAUGAAGACCAAGUUCAACAGACAGCUGCCUCCACCUAAAAGCCUCAGGAUCAAGAGCAUCCGCAUCCACUCCAUAGCAGGUGUGGGUAAAGGUGAUGGCAGUGAUCUCAAAGUGAAGAUAAUUGUGAGGAAAGAGCUGGUGUUUCAGUGUGUGUGUGCCAAACAGGAGAACUGCACAGUAUUUCCUGAUGUGGGCAACAACGCAGCAGUCAUCAGCCUACAGAAUGGGCCUGUGGUUGAUGGGGACGUGAAGGUUAUGUUUGAAUCGAGUGCUGGUCUUCCAAAAGGAUACGAGGAUGUCCCGUUCUACUUCUGGUUCAAUACCUCCUUCAUAGAGGAUAACAAGCUGUUUCUAUCCAGGGAAGAGCUGGACAACCCACACAAACCAAAAACCUGGGACCUGUACAAGGAGGACUUCGGUGUCACUAUGUUCUUCUCAGACCCAUAAUAAAAGCCAUUUAGAACAACGAAGUGGCUUGUUACAGUUGUACCUUGAAUGAUGGAUGGUGAGCAGAAGUUGGUAGUUUGAACACUAACUCAAGAACUGAAUGAGAGUUUGGUGUCUAAAUUGAAGAGAGGCACAAAAUGAUAAGUUCACAUGUAUGAUCUUGAGACCAGUGGGGUUGCUCACCGGGUCAAAUCAUGUAGGCUGCAGCGUUGCUCUGAUGAGUCAUGGCGCUUAAAGUGAAAUUUACAAUGGAGAGAUAUGUGAAGAAUUAAAUAAUGUGAUGUCUGUAUGCUUCGUGACUCCUUUGGGUGUCCAAAAAUAGAAUAAGAAAUCUGAAACAGAAUCAGAGAAACAUUUACUCCUGAUGAAAUAAUAAUGCUGAAAGGUUUGACACAGUCCAUU